Petromyzon marinus (sea lamprey) is the source of this 3557-nucleotide messenger RNA. It is a transcript of the gene PLBD2, whose product is annotated as phospholipase B domain containing 2. Gene Ontology annotation, molecular function: glycerophospholipase activity. Gene Ontology annotation, biological process: phospholipid catabolic process. The record is from RefSeq and is a predicted model, not a curated record. NCBI's taxonomy places the organism in Eukaryota, Metazoa, Chordata, Hyperoartia, Petromyzontiformes, Petromyzontidae. Gene Ontology annotation, cellular component: extracellular region.
GAGGCGAAGAGAGAGGAAGCGAGAGGCGAGACGAGAGUGGCGGUGGUGGUGUUGUGCUUGUUGGUGCUGUUGUUGGUGGUGGUGGUGGUGGGGAUCCCUCUUCUCACUCGCCUCCCAUCUCCUCGCUGACAGCCACGGGAGACACCAGCGAGGAGACACGCGGAGAGUCAUGGGGCACACGGCGCGGAUGAUGGCGUUUGUGGCGGCGGCGGCGGUGGUGGUGGCGGUGGCGUCCGAGGCCCCCGAGCUCGCCUCGGCUGUGUGGGACUCCCAGCGCGGGCUCGCCGUGGUGCGAGGCAUCGAUCCGGGGGCCCUGGCCUGGGCCAACUUCACUGACAGAAUCUCCAGCACGGGCUGGUCUCACCUGACUCUUGCCACAAAUGAGAAGUAUGACGACGCCUUACAAGCCUACGCUGCCGGUGUGCUGGAGGCCAACGUGACGAGCAAGUACAUUAAGCUGCAAUGGCAGAACACGAUGGAAGGAUAUUGUGCCAAGGGCUCGCAGGAGUCGGCCUACUGUGGCAGGCUGGAGGGCUUCCUCAAGGACAACCUCGACUGGAUGAAUGCACAGAUCGAAGCAGAGCCAGAGAAUCCACUUUGGCACCAGGUGCGGCUGGCCUUACUGCAGUUCAAGGGCAUCGAGGAUGGCAUGAGUGGGAAUAUCGCCCUCCCCACCGGGAGAAUAGACAUCUCUCUCUUUGGAUUCUACUUGGGCCAAAUUGCCACCGAUUUGGGAGAUUUGGAGCAAGUUCUCAACAAGACUGCCGCAACACAGAAUCCUGCCUCUGGAAUGGAAUAUGGUCGUGGUCCGGUGGGGAAGGGCCACUGCUCCGCCCUGAUCAGGCUACUGCCAAACGGACAGGACUUGCUGACGUCACAUGUGACUUGGGGGGCCUAUCAGAGCAUGCUGAGGAUCGUUAAGAAUUACCAACUUGCGUUUCACACCACACCCAAGGGUCAGCAGGUGAUCCCUGGCCACGAGCAAGCCUUCAGCUCCUACCCUGGUGUCACCUUCUCCAUCGAUGAUUUUUACAUCCUAAGCAGUGGACUGGUUGUGCUGGAGACUACGAUUGAAAACAACAACCCUGAGCUGUGGCACCUAGUCCAGCCAAAGGGGCAACUUUUGGAGUGGUUGCGUAACGUGGUGGCCAACCGACUGGCGACGUCUGGCCAACAUUGGGCAGAAACAUUCAGACAGCACAAUAGCGGCACGUACAACAAUGAGUGGAUGGUUGUUGACUACAAGCGUUUUGCUACUGGAUCAUCAAAAUCGAGCAGUGGAAUCUUGACCGUACUUGAACAGAUGCCGGGCCUGGUGGUGUCAUCAGACCUGACGGAUGUCCUUUACAAAGAACAAUACUGGGCAAGCUACAACAUCCCCUACUUCCAGAAGAUCUGGAAUGUGUCUGACCAGCAGGCCUUGGUGGACAAGUUCGGAGACUGGUUUGACCAUGACCGCUGCCCACGUGCUCAGAUUUUCCGCCGAGAUGUCCACACAGUCACCGACCUUCCCUCCAUGGUGCACCUCAUGAGGUACAACAACUUCAUGAAUGACCCACUGUCGGCGUGCAAGGGCUGUGUGCCAGGACAGAACGCAGAGUUUGCCAUCGCAGCGCGCUGUGACCUGAACCCAGCCAAUGGAACCUAUCCCUGUGACAUGUUGCAACAGCGCAGCCAUGGGGCCACUGACAUGAAGAUCACGAGCAAGGCGAUGGUGCCACGGUUGGAAAUGGUGGCCCAGAGUGGUCCCACAUGGGACCAGCAGCCUCCCUUCCAGUGGAGCAAGUCUCCCUUCUCCAGCCUCUCCCAUGUUGGGCAGCCAGACCUGUGGUCCUUCUUACCUGAGCACAUCAGCUGGUGCAAACACUCAGGCCAGUAAGAGCAGUGUUGCCAGAUUAGAGUAAAUUCUCACUCUGCAGAUUAAAACUAGUUUUAAAUUUAGAUUUACGGAAUUCACAAUGUUUGGAUUUUAGGAAUUUGAUUCUGGGUUUUAGGCCAGUGCAAGCAGGUGUGGUCUUAAUGUAUACACACCUUUAGGGACCAGGCUGGUAGUAUCAUCAUGGUCAGAGCAAAAACAGCCAGGGAUAUUAUAUUAUUUUCUAAUCCAUGUCUGUAAUGAUCUUAAGUGUCUUUGUUAGUAAAAGUUGAGUCAUCUGUAAACCCAUAAACAUGACGUGAAAGUAAACGAAAACAGUACCAGCUGUGACUACGUUACUGCACGAGUGACGUUUCUUCUGUAGUAUAAAAAGCAGCCGUAACAGCAGGGCCAGUGUAGGCCACCAGGUGGCAGGCACAGAUCACAACUGACCCUUGUAACUCAGCCAACCAUAUCAAACUUGCAUUCCCUCCCAUUUUCUGUUUAUUUCUCACACUUAUUAUACCAAAAAUAUAAUGACGCAUUCAUAGUCUUCAUCUUUAUUUUGAGGUGUAAGUCAUUGCAGUCUUUUUAAUAUAUCAGUGUUCUUCACUCAUUUUCAAAGGGGGGGGGGGGCACUUUCGCCGAUAGGACAUCAUCAGUGUGAGGGCCGCCACACGUUUGAAACCAUUGGGGUUUGACAGCAGCACGAUGAUGAUGGGGGUGGUUUUCACUCAUAGUGUAUUGUCGGGAGCCACACGUCAGGGGCUGCACUAAAGGAGGCCACCAGGGGCCGCUAGUCGCCCGCGGGCCUUGCAAUGAGGAAGAACACUGCUUUAGAUAAAGUAAUUGUGAGCAAAUGUUAUAACUAUGGACAGUGCAUCUUGUACUUUUUGCAGAAGGCUAAUAUUAUUUACAUAAUGCUGUCAAAUUAGAUGUAACAAAUUAUGCCAAUGGAUAAGUGCCUGAUCUAUCUUGUGGAAUUUUAGUUUUCACCAGGUGUACAUUUUAUGAACAGAUGCCUAUGCAGUGUAAAAGUAUUUGUUGUAGUCUCCAGCCCUUGGCCAGUCCACUGAUGGAUAUAGGCCUCUGCCCGCUGUGAGGGUUUGAUCAUACUUUACCAUGCUCGUAAUUAUGGGUUCAAUGGGGGGGAGGGCCUAGGAACAGUUCAGAUAUCACUUGCCACUGAUGUGAGCCAUUUCCAUAAUUAAAACCCAGGUUAUUGGUUAAUAAUACACUGUGAACUACUGUGCCACUGCUCCCACCCGAAGUAUUCAAAUGUACCUCAAUAUAAAGGAGAAUUCAGUUUCUCUUUAUAGCCAACGUAUAGUCCCCCCCAUUGUUAGAUGUCUUACAGGUAAAAAUCUUCACAGUUUCACCCUUGACUUAAGUUGUUAAAUGUGUGGCUAAGUUAUACCUCCAUAUAGUGGAUGUAAUUCAAGCCCAUAAAUAACUGCCUGAUGCCAUAUAAGUACUGAAAUUGUGAACAAAAUAAAAGAUGAUACCAAAGGUGCAUAUACUUAAUUAAUCGGUAAUUAAAAAUGGACAUGAACCACUUUAACAAGGCAAUUGUCAUAUAUUUGAUACAGUACUUUUUGCACUUUAGUUCUUUUUACUUCAAAUGAGAACGAUGGUAAAUGAAAAAUAAUAACAUCACAUUGAAUGCUUGUGUAUGCCGAUUAAUAAAAGCUGAUUGCCUGCA